Molecule: messenger RNA, 3273 nt
Organism: Cutaneotrichosporon oleaginosum
Lineage: Eukaryota; Fungi; Basidiomycota; Tremellomycetes; Trichosporonales; Trichosporonaceae
Source: RefSeq, a predicted model, not a curated record
AUGUCGCGCGGACAGGACGAGGAGCUCGGCGACGAGUUCUGCGCGGCGGCGUCGGUCUACCCCCUAAUUCAUGAGAUCCGCGUUGACAUCGUCGCGCAUAUCGAUACUCCGCUCACGUACGACCAGCUCGUCGCCCCAGACUCCACAUAUACCAUCAUCAGACCGCUGUGCGACAAGUACCUCGCCCUCCGCAACCCCAGUGUCGUCUUCUGCCUGCUCCUGAAUAAGGUCCAGUUCGUGACGGACUCGCACCAGAUCUCAAUCGCGACGCUCAGUGUGUCCCGCGCCAAGCUAUGCGAGAUUCUCGCCGUGCGCGUGCUGCGCGGGUGGAGUGAGCGGUCGUUGGCGCUCGCUACGGUGCUGCUUACGCCCUGGCCGCUCUUCCGUGGGGCUCCGGAGGAUGUAAUUCGCGGCGCUAAAGAGGACGGCGAAGAGGAGGCGCUGGACGACUCUGGGACGGCCCUGGAGAUGGCCAUUAUCUCGCAGAGCAAGGCGUUCAUCCGCUCGCCGUCGUGUCAGAAGGUCAUUGAGGGUAUUUGGUCCGGCAAGAUCGUUUACACCUCAUUAAACACUCAUGCACUCAUCCAGGAUAACUACAAGAAGCGUCCGAUCCAGAUUUACAACCCCCACAAGGCCCCCUUCCUCGACCACUACCGCCUCAAGGUGCCCAAGUACCGCGCCAUCCUCGAGUAUGCCAAUUUUGUCAUCCUCUUCCUCCUCUACUGCCUCACCAUCGAGCGGCUCGAUCCCGGGUACAUCAACAUGUACGAGGCUGUAUUCAUCGUGUACGCCCUCGCAUUCUCUCUUGACAAGCUCGCCGCCAUCCGCGAGCACGGGCUGAAGGUCUUUGCCAGUUCCAUGGUCAAUGGAUUUGACUUGGGGUUCGUCUUCAUCUUCGUGAUAUACCUCGGCGCGCGAGUGCUCGGGUCAAUGUGGCACAAUCCCAACGCGCUGGAGUUCGGCACCGACUUGCUGGCGAUUGGCGCCGUGCUCAUGUUCCCGCGCCUCGUCUUCAUGACGCUUGCAAACAAUCUCAUGGUUCUUAGCAUUCGCUCCAUGUUGACAGAGUUCUUCUUCCUGAUGAGCGUCGGGAUCUUUUGCUUCUUGGGUUUCGUGUAUGCGCUUCGCACGCUCAACCAGUCCAUCGGCGUAAAUCAGAUCUGCUGGUGGCUGCUCGAGGUGUUCUUCGGUCUCGACGCAACAGGCUUUGAGCAGGCUCACGAGUUCCACCCAUACCUUGGCCCAAUUCUCAUGGCAACCUACGGAUUCCUUUCCAAUACCCUAUUGACAGUCGUGUGCGUUGCUGUGCUCGGCAACACUUUCUCCGCCAUCAACGCAGAUGCCUCCGCCGAGUCCAUGUUCCGCAAGGCCGUCGCCACUAUCGAGGGUGUCAAGGCCGACAUGGUGUUCAGCUAUCAGCUUCCGUUCAACCUCCUCGCUCUAGUUGUUCUCUAUCCACUCAGCUUUGUCCUCAACGCUCGCUGGUUCCACAAAGUUAACGUCUUCAUGAUCCGCCUCACCAACCUCCCUGUGCUACUUGCGAUCGCUGUGUACGAUCGCCAAAAGUUCAACAACGAUCCUUCGUGGUGGGAGCAGCUGUGCGACUUUACCGACCACUACCUCGGGCGUUUGUCCAUAGCCACGGAGGGCUUGGUUGGAGCACGCAUGGACAUCUCAGCGGUAUUCGAGCUUGAGCGCGAAUACGGCGAAUUCUACAAAAGUUGGGAGCUCGACGAGGACGUCUUUGAUGACGACGAGUGCGACGACGAGUGCGAUGAGGAGGAGAACAUUGCCCUCGACGCAGGUCUCGUUUCGGGCAACGGCGGAACCAUCACGCUGUCGCCUUCCGAGGAAACGUUCCCCUCACUCGUUGGACAUCCGGCUCAUCUCCAGCGACAGCCAAGUCACAGCUCGCCUCACCAUCCCCGCCACGAGAGACGCCGGUCGUUUGGAGGUUCCCAGCUUUCGCAGUCGAUGUCGACGGCGCCCCUUCCACGAGUCCGGCGCAACAGUGGCGUUCUGAAUGGCCCAAGUCCCCUGGCGCGCAUCUAUACUCGCGACGACGUCCCGAUUCGGCGAUCCACCGUGGGAGUCGGCUCCCUGCCAGUGACGUCGACGUUGAGCCAUAUGUCAUCCUCGCCUCGACGAGCGACGAAGAGCAACGGGCUGCGGGACAGCACUGCCUCCAAUGCGUCGGCAAUGUCUACCAGUCUCAGCGUCAGCUCGUUUAACAGCGGUGACGGCCGUCCAUGGAAGAGCUCCUUCCAGCGGCCAGGCGUGGCGCCGAUCCAAGAGGUGUCGACACCAGUGUUGACGCCGAAGCAAGGCGAUGGUCUGGAACGUCCCGAGCUGGCACGCCGGGGUGCAAGCGUCCCCUUCCCCGAAGGAAGCGAUGACAGCGAGGCCAAACCCGAUCGCGGCCCUCGCAUCAAGUUUGGCGAGCUGCCAUCUGCACACCUGCUCCGCCGAGCGUCGAUGCCUGGCCCAUCGGAUCUACACGUGGAACAUGACGAGGAUGAGCCAUCGCCAGCGGCUCAGCCAACUCCUUCACCGACACCGAGCGCGAAGCAUGCGCGGGUGCCGGACUACGACAUGUCCCCGAGAUCGACCUCGCCCGUGGCGGGUACGAGUAUUUCUGUGACGAAGUCUCCGGCGACUAGUACGCCAGUGACGAAGACUCCAGCCGCAAAGAGCACUGCUACCAAGUCUCCUGCUACCAAGUCUCCCGCAACCAAGUCUCCGGCAACCAAGUCUCCGGCAGCGGGAACCCCGACGACGAGUAGCCCAGCCCUGGGCGCUGGGAGCGAAGGAAAGAUCGGCGGGAGCAGCAAGACCGCGCCAACUCCUCCAUCCCCUGCCUCCUCUCUCGCUCUGAUACCCUUCCCGAAGAAGGUCGUGCGUCCUCCUGGUCCUGGUCCGACACGAAGCGGGUCUACCACGCAGUCAUCUCCGACGGUCCCUCGCGCGAGCGGGACAUCAUCAUCGCGGCCGCUCCCCGCGCCGUCCCCACAUCUGAAGCCUCAAGCGCCCAGUGGGAAGCAGCCAAAGACAGCUUCGGAGCUGCUGGAAAGCAUGGAAUCGCACAACCAGCACAACGAGCACCGCAUUGAUGCGCGCUCGGUGGAGGCACAGCUCGCGGCCGUCGAAGCGCGGCAGCAGCGCAUCGAGGAUCUGCUCGAGCGCCUGCUGCACUGCACCGCGUCUGAGCGCGGGGUGGACAUUACACCUCGCCGUCGCGGGCAGGACCACGACACGUUCGACGACGACUUCUAA